CCGCAUUACGUACCUAGCCGUGACAGCGAGCCACUGAGACUGAUGCCUAGUCCACAAAACACUAAGUGCCAGUGUGAAAGAGGACCUCCAGGUCCCAUGGGUCCACCUGGCCCGCAGGGACCACCAGGACUUGACAGUGAGGUUGAAGGACCGCCAGGUCCCAUAGGAUUACCAGGACCGCCUGGAUCGCCAGGGGUCGCGUCUGAAAUCAGGAGAACCGGAAACCGUAGAAGCGUGGACGAAAACGAUAAGGGAGAACAUCGAGGAUGGAGGGACAAGAACAAAAGUUCAAGAACUCGAUACGAGAGAG
Candidula unifasciata is the source of this 310-nucleotide messenger RNA. The record is from the annotation of a GenBank genome assembly. Lineage: Eukaryota; Metazoa; Mollusca; Gastropoda; Stylommatophora; Geomitridae.